Cololabis saira (Pacific saury) is the source of this 2576-nucleotide messenger RNA. Its product is annotated as proteinase-activated receptor 2-like. The record is from RefSeq and is a predicted model, not a curated record. Gene Ontology annotation, biological process: positive regulation of Rho protein signal transduction; blood coagulation; phospholipase C-activating G protein-coupled receptor signaling pathway. NCBI's taxonomy places the organism in Eukaryota, Metazoa, Chordata, Actinopteri, Beloniformes, Belonidae. The coding region runs from base 78 to 1247 and encodes 389 amino acids. The transcript is spliced from 2 exons. Gene Ontology annotation, cellular component: membrane. Gene Ontology annotation, molecular function: thrombin-activated receptor activity.
AGACCUUAGUCGAGGCGGAAGGUGAAGAUAGAAGCGGCUUGAAACGGACAGUUUUUAGUUAAACGAAAGACGACAAUAUGUUUUUAACACGGACUUUUCCGCUGCUACUUGUUUUCUGCUGCUUUUCAGCUUCUCAGGCUAUAAAAGGUCGAGGAUUUUUCGGGAACAGGGAUCCGGAAAAGUCGGACCAGGCUGUGAUCAGUUCUGCAGCAUCAGAUGUCCUGAAGAGCCGUCUCACCACCGUCUUCUUCCCCACCGUCUACAUCUUCGUGUUCGUAGUGGGACUUCCUGCGAACGGGAUGGCCAUCUGGGUUUUCCUCUUCAGGACGCAGAAGAAGCACCCGUCAUCCAUCUACAUGGCCAACUUGGCUCUGGCGGACCUGCUUUUUGUCAUCUGGAUGCCUCUGAAAAUCGCGUACCACUUGAAUGGAAACGACUGGACCUACGGCGAGCCGCUGUGCAAAGUGCUUGUGAGCUUCUUCUACGGGAACAUGUACUGUUCUGUCCUGUUCAUCACCUGCCUCAGCGUGCAGCGGUACUGGGUCGUGGCGCAUCCGCUGUCCACGCAGAAGAAGAACAACAAAGUUGCUAUUGGCAUCUGCUUGGGCAUCUGGGCUUUCAUCUGGCUCACCACCACUCCCCUGUACCUGUAUGAUCACACGGCCAAGCUCAGAGAUCCCAACAUAACAACCUGUCAUGACGUGAACGUCAUAGAAAACCCCCUGGACCCGUUCCCUUCCGUCCAGCUCCCGUUCUACUACUUCAUCUUCAUGGCUUUGGUCGUGUUCCUUGUUCCUUGCAUAGUGAUCAUCGUGUCCUACGUCCUGCUGCUGAGGGCCCUGGGGAACUGUGUGGAGAACAGCACGGCGUCAAAGAACCGCCGCAAAGCCGUGCUGUUGAUCGCAGUCGUCCUGGUGACGUUCCUCGUCUGUUUCAUCCCCAGCAACAUCAUGCUGGUGUUGCAUUACUCCCUGCUGAAAGGCAGCGCGAACAGCAUGGACAAUGUGGACAGCAGCUACAGCUUCUACAUCUCCACGCUCUGCCUGACCAGUCUCAACAGCUGCCUGGACCCGUUCAUCUACUACUUCGUGUCUGAGGAGUUCAGAAACCACGUGAAGAACACCCUGCUGUGCAGGAGCAGCAGGACCGUGGAGAGGAUGAGGGUCUCUUUCAGCUCCAUGAAGUACUCCAAGAAGAGCAAGGCGUACCUGUCAGAGUCCGGCAACACACAGAGCAGCACGGCUUAGCGAGGACACGGACCCCGUCUCUUCUAACAACGCCGGUGUCGGAUCGGUUUUCAGUAUCGUCAGGGGUGUUGGGAUCCAGUCCUCGAGGGCCGCAAUCCUGCAUGUUUCAGAUGUUUCCCUGCUUCAGCACACCGUGAUAAAAGGAGCUGUGACACCAACAGAGCUGUCCAGACCUUGAUGACAAGCUGGUGACGACCAUUAAUUUGAAUCAGGUGUGUUGAUGCAGGGAGACAUCUAAGGCCCCGUCUACACGUAGCCGGGUAUUUACAAAAACGGAUAUUUUCCCCCCUACGUUUUUAAAAAUAUCCUCGUUUACACGGACCCGCAUGAAUACGCUGUUAACGUCAUGCCAGCCAAUCAGAAUCCUGGAAAAAACAUCAACAAAUGACACGUGUAACUUCCAGUUAAGGCUGAUUUAUGGUUCCGCUUUACACCAACGCAGAGCCUACGGCGAAGGGUAUGCGGCGACGCGCUCCGUACGGCGCGCAUCGCCGCGUACCCUACGCCGUAGGCUCUGCGUCGAUUUAACGCGGGACCAUAAUUCAGGCUUUACUUUCAAAACGGAACGAGAGUCUGAGAGAAUUUAAAACAGGUAAAAUAAAAGAAAAUAUUGACGGUGGCCAAACAAAUUGUAAACACAGGUCGCACUCAUGACGCUGCUGGUGACGUUUCUGUCGCAUAAUGUGACGUUUUCCUCCGUUUUCUCUGUUUAGACGCAAACGUGAAAACGGAGUUUUUGAAAAUCUCCACUUUGGCCAGAGUUUUCAGAAAUGAUCGUUUUUGGGGCCUUUGACCUCCGUUUUCGUGCAAACGAACGGCCAAAACGCAUGAAAACGCCUCCGUUUUUGCCCCGUGUAAACGGGGCCUAAAACAUGCAGGACACCGGCCCUCGAGGACUGGAGUUUGACACCCCUGGUCUAGGUUUUAAACGUGAACUGUGACCGAGAGAGAGAAGUCUGCGGUUGAGGAUGUGACUUUCAGCUGCUGCUUUGUAGUCAAAUGUGAAAUAUUUGAAUUAUGUAUACACAUCCGUCAAUGCAGAGGAGGCCUGUUAAAGUUUGACAUUCAUCGUCAAAUGAAUUGACUUUUUCUUUAUUUAUUUAGACUGACCUAACCUUUGCUUUGGAGAUAAGUGAUAGCAGCAUCCGUCUGAUGUUAAUAUAGAUUUUUUUUCUGUCAUUAUUUUGUGUUCAUGUCAUAUGUUUUAUUGUCUGUUUGGCUUAUUUUUGAAGCCAGAAAGUUUCCAAAUUUCCUGCUUUUCAAACAGAGCGGAUGAUACAGUAUGUUACAUAUUAUUAUAUAUUUUCCUAAAUAAACCGUAAAAACAAG